AUGCGCAACAAGCUCAGCCCCGCGUUUACUGCAAGCAAGCUGAAGGGAAUGUUUCCGCAAAUGACAAAAUGCGCUUGCCAAUUUGCAAAGUACCUUGUGUCCAGGGAAAGCGCCGAAUCAGAGCCAAUCGAAUUUAAGAGCACGUUCACCCGUUUGACCAACGAUAUAAUCGCCAGUACCGCGUUUGGAGUGGAGACCAACGCAGUGCAAAAUCCUGACGAGGAAUUCUACAAAUACGCAAAAAAUAUAACCAAUUUUGGAGUGUUACGUAGCUUUUUGAUCAUGUGCUUCCCGAAAUUAAUGGCUGCCUUGGGUGUGUCUUUUACGCCAAAGAAAGUUACCGAUUACUUCAAGCAAAUCAUUAAAAGCACCAUGGAAUACAGAGAGGAGAAAAACAUUUCCCGACCAGACAUGCUCCAGCUUUUGAUGGCUGCUCAGAAAGGGAACCUAAAAAAGGAGGUGGGCGAAGACGUUUUGGGAACGAUCGGCGAGGACAUUGCCGACUCUCGAUUGCAUGAAAAACACAUGAACACGAAUAAAGGAGAUUCUAUCAGUAUCUCUAAUGAAGAUAUCGCAUCGCAGGCAUUUGUAUUCUUUUUCGCCGGCUACGAGUCAGUCGCGACUUUCCUCUCGUUCUUGGCACAUGAACUAGCAGAAAAUCCUGAAAUCCAAAAUCAGCUCCAGGAGGAAAUUGACGGGAUUUUAAUGCAAGGGACAGUAUCCUACGAGUCGAUCAGCGCCAUGAAAUAUUUAGAUAUGGUUGUUUCUGAAUGCUUCAGAAAGUACCCACCGAACCCAACAACAGACCGAGUGUGCUUAAGAGAUUUCAAGAUUCCAAACACAGACAAAGUGAUUGAGGCUGGCACACUCAUCUACCUCCCCAUCUACCCGUUGCAUCGAGACCCUGAAUAUUUUCCAGACCCUGAAAAGUUUGAUCCUGAGCGAUUUUCUGAGGAGAAUAAAGGCAAAAUCAAACCAUACACGUAUUUGCCUUUCGGAGUUGGUCCUCACAAUUGUCUUGGAAUGAGGUUUGCGCUGCUGGAAGUAAAGCUGAUCGUGGUCUUCAUGCUCGCCACAUGCAGUUUGACAGUGUGCGACAAGACAGAAAUUCCUCUCCAGCUGUCAAAGGCAGUAACAAUGACCACUGAUAAUGGUUUCUGGCUGCUCGCGAUACCAAGGGAAAAUCCAGCCAUUAGAGUUUAA
Molecule: messenger RNA, 1203 nt
Organism: Cloeon dipterum
Lineage: Eukaryota; Metazoa; Arthropoda; Insecta; Ephemeroptera; Baetidae
Product: cytochrome P450 9e2-like
Exons: 5
Coding region: 1-1203 (400 amino acids)
Molecular function (GO): heme binding; oxidoreductase activity, acting on paired donors, with incorporation or reduction of molecular oxygen; monooxygenase activity
Source: RefSeq, a predicted model, not a curated record